Messenger RNA from Astrephomene gubernaculifera, 3934 nucleotides. The record is from the annotation of a GenBank genome assembly. NCBI's taxonomy places the organism in Eukaryota, Viridiplantae, Chlorophyta, Chlorophyceae, Chlamydomonadales, Astrephomenaceae.
CACUCCUUACAGACAGUUGACGAAGCUGUACUUGUUCACAGGGUCGAUGCAGUUAUAUGCAAGUAUGCGAUAACGCAUAAGCUGACCGGGAAUCCUUUCUUACUUGCUGCCACUUACGUUGCUUCAAUCAAUACAUAAGAGGUAGCAUUCUAUGAGGGGGGCGUUGCUGCCCCGCGGCUGCCCAGGCGGCUUGCGUGGGUCAGCUUCUGCGGUUGCAGAUGUAUUAGCUGCGCCGGUUCGCGCCGUCGCUGGAGCAGCCGAAGGCGACCCAUCACCGGAACUGCUGCGCACCGCCGACGGUCCUACUGAACAGAGUUGCAACUUAAACACUCAGUGCAGGACAGCAGAAACAUCUAGCACCUGCACUACUCCAAGUUUACUGGCGCUCAGAAGCGCAGCCGAUGCCGGGCCCAUAGCAAAUCCGCUCGCGGCGCCGCCCGAGAGCUCUCGGCCAGUAAGCGGCUUUACGUGGACAGCAACAUCAUCCAUAGCAUCUCAGCUUCCAAACCGCUGCUCAUCGCUCUCGCCUGCGGGUCCUCGUCAAUUGCAUACCGGGCACGGCUCUGGCCGCGACCUGAGCCCUAUUGCUCGCUCUAGCCUAGGCCGUCCGCACGCUCCUGGCCCCCUUGGGCGGGCCCAAAGCGUGCUAGCGGAGGACACUUGCCACGCGGCCGCGCCUAACCCCCCUGGUCACGCUGCCUUGGCCUCUGCUGCCUUUCCUGAGCCGCAGCGUGCAGCAGCUUCAUCAGAGCUCCCACCUCAGGGAUAUCUGUACGUACGUGGCGGGAAUGGAUCAGCUGCUGCAGCUGCCGCUGGCGCCUCUAGCAGCGGCAGCGGAGCCUACUCGGGUGUCAGCGCAGCAGCCACUGGCGGCGAUUGGAGCCCGGAACCACAGGACUCCGCGCUUGAAACCGACCAGCUAGCAGCUUUGUUCAGCGAAGUACCUUCUUCGUCAACCCCAGCACCAUCUCCUGCUGGUUUCGGGGCAACCAGUUCUGGGGUCCCCCAUCAACAUCCAGCCAGCCGCUUUGCUGAUCAAGCGUUGCCACGGUUGCAAAGCGUGUACAACACGACUGCUGAGGCGAGCAGCAGCAGGGCUCCAUCCGCUCUUUCAAGCCUAGCCAGAGCCGCUGACAGCAGCAGCGCUGCUACCACAACUGAGGCGGCGCUACUGGAGGUGGCCUCGUCCUCUGGCGCCUCCUCCUCCUCCUCCUCCUCCUCCCAUCGCCGCCUUACAGGGGGGCUCAAAAUUGAUGCUACCCGAGCAACAGCGCUAUCACGUGUCGUACAACAGGCCCUUGCCGUACAACAACUCUCCCGACUGCGUGUACGGCCAGCCACGGCGCCAACAGCACCUCAUGGGGCGGCAGGGGAGGCUGAUGCUGCUGCUGCUGUUGCUCACCCGCAGCAACAGCCGCAGUCGGAGCUAGACUCCUCGGAGCUCGCAGCCGCCUCCUUAGCUCCUUCCUCGUCCUCCCCUGCGCCCGGGGAGGCUGUGCCGGCGGCAGCAACAGAGGCUGCUUCAACCGCCACUGGGACAUCCUUUGCUGACGCUGCGCCUGCCGGAGGGGCACCCGCACAGGCCUCCCUAGGGCCCGGGUGGAGGCGGCCGACGCCUUUCGCAGCUGCCUCCUCCGCAGGUCCCUCCCGCGAGGCUGGCCGCGCUGCCGCACCGGCACCCGCACCUGCAGCCAGCGCCGGGGAUGCGCUUGCGAGCGCCUCAGCCGCCCUGGAUGCGGAGGCGGGGGUGAUGGGGCUGCGUGCGGGGCGGCCCACGGCGGCGGCGGCCGCCAAUCGUGGCGCCGCGGGUGGCACCGCCGCGGCGCUGACGCUGAGGGGACUGGCGCUGGAGCGGCUGUCAAGGCCGCAGCCGCUGCCGAUUGGGAAGGCCGGGGCUGGUGCUGCGGUCGGUGGUGCUGCUCGUGCAGGGGCGGCGGCGCCGGUGAGCGCCUCCGAGCUGCGCAUGCGGGCGCAGCGGCUGCAGGCGGAGCAGCAGCCGCAACAGGAGCAGUUGUGGCACGUGCAGCAGCAGCAACCUCAGCAGCAGCUGGGGCAGACGGGUGCGGUUGCGGACACGGUUGCCGUGGAGGCUGCGUCUGGGUCCUUCGCGGUUGCAGAGGUCAGGCGGGCUCCUGACGCAGCAGCUGCUGCCACAGUUGCUCCUGCUCCGCCGUCUGAGCCUUCUGCUGCUGCUACAGCUGCACCUGCUGCUAACGUCGGUGCCGCUGCUGCUGCGGCGGCGGAGCUCUUGCAGUACACCGACGAAAUCCCAAUGGUCGCCGUCACACCCAGCACCACCUCUACCACAGCUGCUGCUGCUACAACCGCCGCAAGCACUAGCGAGGCUGCAACGGCCACAACCGCCCCUGCGGUCUCCCUGCAGGAGCCGUCACACGCUCCGGCGCCUGCUGAGGCAGCUGCCACCCCGGCAGCAGCGGCCCCCCCCAGGUACUGCGACGACUACUUGACGCAUGCGCCGCCUGAUGACGAACCCUACCUGGGCGACCGGGAUGAGGCGCUCAAGGCGGUGCCCAGGCGGCGCGGCUUCUUCGGCCUCGCCCUGUCCGGCCUCACUGCCCUGCAACAGCACGUGAAGGGUGUGGUGAGCGAGUGGCGUGCAUGGGUGACACCGGGGGCUGCUCCGCCCGCGGCAACACCACCCACGCCGGACGUCCCGUCGGCGACGUCGUCGUCGGCAGCGGCUGCCCCUGCGGAGGCGGUAGCGGCGAGUGCCAAGCCCCAGCUGUCUCCAGACGCCGUGUAUGAUGACCUCAUGGCCUCGUUGCGAACCGGCAAGCCAGCCGAGGUGGAGCAGCUGGCGGACCUGGUCAGCCCGGGUGCCACCGCUACAGCUACUGCUACGGCCACCGCCGCCACUGCCGUGCCACAUGCGGCUGGGCGCCUGGCUGAGGCAGCAGCGCCGGCAUCCGCAGCGCUGACGGAGGCGGUGGCGGCUGAAGCUGCCGACGCGGUGCAGCAGCCCAUGGCUGUGGUGGCAGAGCUCAAGCCGCUUCCAGUGAUGGAGGCAACGCCGGCGAGUGCAGUGGAUGCCGCCUCCGCCACAGCCACGGCAGCUGAGCAAGCGGUGCAGCAGCAGCAGCUGGCCUCGGAGGCUGUAGCGUCUGCGGUGGCGGAGGUGGCAGCGGCGCCUCGCUCGCUUCUGGACCUGAUUCGCAGCCAGGCGGCUCAGGAGGCGGCCGCCAGGUUCGCUGCCGUGCGGGAGGCCAGGGAGCGCCAGUUGAAGGAGCGCAAGGAGGCGGCGGCAGCGGCGGCGGCGGCACGUGCCGCUGCAGCCGAGGCGGCAGCGGCCGAAGCGGCGGCGCUGGCGCCGGCCAUGCAGCAGCAGGUGGCGGCCCCUCUGGAUGCUGAGGAGGGGCUGCAUCAGCUGCUGUCGCAGGUGCCCACUGCGGGCCCGGUGGCGGGGGUGCCGGAGCUGUCGCUGGGGCCGUCGGGGGCAUUCCUGGUGCCGCCGACACCGACACCGCAGUCGCAGCCGCAGUCGCAGCGUGUGGAGGUGUACCGGCAGCAGCAGUAUCAGCCGUGGGCCCGGCGACAGCAGGGCGCCCAGGCGCCCACAGGGCCCGAUUGGGCGACGGAGAUGGCGGCGCUCUUCACCGCCCCCGGCGGCUCCGCCGGCACCCCUGCCGCCGCUGCUGCCACCUCCGCCAAGGCGGCGGAGGCGGCCGUGGAGUCGUACACCGACGAGACGGCGGCGGCGCUGGAGGCAGCGGCGGUGGCGGACGCGGCGGCGGCGGCGGCACCCACCGGCAGGCGGUCCCUGUUUGGCGAGCCUCAGCAGGUGCCGAUGUGGGGGUGCGGGUGCGGGUUUGCAAUGUGUGCUGGCCUUGGGGCGGUGCUGGAAGAGGGGGAAGUGGGCUCCUCGGCUGCUGCGAGUAGGCAGGCGACCACGCAUUCCUCACGCACAUCCUCACAU